GCUGCUGCUGCGCACCUGUCCCUCUGUCGGUUUUGUCAUCCAGCGGCAGCAGCUCUUUUGUAGCUUAAUAGGCAGUUAGUUCGGCUAGUUUAGCUUAGCUGAUCACACGAGCCCCAAUUAGGAAAACCGAUCGACCGGAAAAGUCACCGGAGAACUCGAAUCGUCGCACGUACAAAGAGAAGAGAGGAAAAGAAUUCGCACGGCUUUGCUCCGAGUCCAAAAGAAAUGAAUUGAAAAGUGCAGCGAACGAACGGGACGGCCAAGGUGAACCAGAAAAAAUAACACAGCCUCUUCUGACGGCGGAGCAGCUGCUGCUAUAAUUCGAUCCCUCAUGCACGACUCAUCCUCUUAUGACAACGGCCAAUUGUAGAGCGGCAGCAGCAUGGAAGAUGACGUCCUGCCGCCGGAGGACCUGUGGCUGUUGCUGCCCGACCAGGUGCUCCUGCACAUCUACCAGUUCCUCACUGGACCCGAGCUGCUGAGGGUCCGACAGGUGUGUCAACGAUGGCAUCGUGUCGGCUGCGACGAGUUCCUCUGGAGGGAUCUCCUGCACACUGAUUACAAGGUGGACAAGUCCAUCGGACUCCCGCCUGGGCGCACAUCGUGGAUGGAGGAGUAUUACCGGCUGACGGCCUGCGUGCCCAUGCUGGAGACGGAGGUCUUGCGCGAACACGCUCACCAAGUGCUGCAUGUCAGUUUUUCACACAAUGGCAAAAUGUUUGUCACCUGCUCCAAGGAUGGCUGGAUCUUGCUUUGGGACUCUGGCUAUCCGGCUAAAGUAAAGCACCAACACGACAUGAAGCAAUUCUCCUGGAAAUAUACUCAGUACUCGCAGUUCAACAGCACCGACACGCUGCUUCUCGUCUCCGGCGUCCACUUUGGCACUCCGCACAGCACCUCUGGCGAAAUCGCCGUUUUCAGCCUUCAAGGCAAAUUUGAGCUUCAGUGCCGAAUGGCCAACAAGCCGUACGACAUUUUUGGCACGUGGUACAACGACCGGUAUCUGCUGUCCGGCGACCUUUACUGGCUGGCGCACCUUGUGAGCACGUCCAUCCUGUGGCUCAACAAAGCGUCGCAGGAGUCGCGUUCCGAGCAUGUGGCCAUCAUGGAGCAACUCUUUCGCUUCUACAACCGCAACGCCAGCUCCGUCCGGGCCAUCAUGGUGGCCGACUGCCUCGCGCCCGAGACGGUUGAGAAGCAAAAAGAAUCAAAGCAGCCGACCAAACACGAAGAGGAGCGCAGCGGCAACCCACCCUCACACCACGCACAAACUUCUCCCAUGACCAACAUGCCUUCUGCGGAACCGGGAACGUCGAAAGAGAAUAUGGAUAGUAGCAAAGUUCGUUGUGAUAGCACCUGUGAUUUUCCAAGUCCCAUCCAGUACAAAAAAGAGUAUCGUUUGGCGGAGGCCGAAAAUUGUCAAGACGAUGCUAAAUCGGAAGAGGCCUUAAGUGAAAGCGGCGAAGUUAGUGUAGAAGAAGGAGGCAGCAUUUUGGAAGACUCGUCUGAGGACGAAGAUGAAGAUUUCCAAGAGGAAAGCCUCCUCGAAAGCAGAGACAAGUUCCUUAUAUUUACCACUGGAUCCAAGACAUUUACCCCCCACCAGAUUGGUUUUAAGCGCAUAAAGCCUGUCCAGUUCCGUCACAGACUAGACCCUGGGCCGAGCCUGCAGGAGCGGCUUGCAGAGCAACGAAGACGAGCUGAAAUUGAGAGGCAGCAACUGGAGCCAGGUGCACCUCCGAGGCCACCAGAGCCCAACUGGCUGGAUUAUGAUUCUGUUGCAGAGCGUUUUGACAGAAUUGAUCACUUGAUAGAUUUGCACGGACACAUCAUUGGCAUGGGGCUUUCACCUGAUCAUAGAUUCUUGUACGUUAAUAGUCGGCCUUGGCCUCAAGACUACGACAUCACAAAUCCUCUGGAGCCACCACAUAUAGCACAAGAAAUAGACAUUCACGUCAUCGACUUAGUCACCCUGAAAGAAGUCGGGACAAUGCUGAGGGCGCACAAGGCCUACACACCCAAUAACGAGUGCUUUUUUAUUUUCCUAGAUGUCUGCUACGAGUAUGUGGCAAGUGGAGCUGAAGACAAAUUUGGCCACUUGUGGGACAGACACUAUGGAACUUGUCUGGUCAAGUACCCUCAUGAUGAUGUCGUCAACUCUGUAGCUUUCAACCCAAAAGACCCCGAAAUGCUGGUCACAGUGUCAGACGACUACUCCAUCAAAGUUUGGAGGUCACGGAGGCGAGUCAUGGAAUUUAAGGAGCGCGAUGGUCUCACAGGGGAUGAAAAUCUGCAUGGUGAUAUUCCACAGGCUGUUGAGUUGCGCAAGGGUGCCAAGCAUUACCAAAGAAAGCGAACCACCUCGCGAAAUUUGAAUCUGUUCAGCAGCCUCAUGUGAUAGUCUUGAACUUUUUGUACUUUGGUUUAUCUUUGUAUUCUUGUCAAUUUUUUUACCAUGUCAUCAAGCACAAAUUUCAAAUCUUUGUUAUACAUAAUCUUCUAUUGAACAAAAGGCACUGAUUGUUGAAUAGCUCUGCACUUGCAAGAGAUUUAAUUGUGGUUGAUAGAAAUGAUGAAAAUAAAUAUACAAUAUAUGUAUUGCUGUUCA
Molecule: messenger RNA, 2608 nt
Organism: Neocloeon triangulifer
Lineage: Eukaryota; Metazoa; Arthropoda; Insecta; Ephemeroptera; Baetidae
Gene: Fbw5
Product: F-box/WD repeat-containing protein 5
Exons: 11
Coding region: 383-2398 (671 amino acids)
Biological process (GO): protein ubiquitination
Cellular component (GO): SCF ubiquitin ligase complex; Cul4-RING E3 ubiquitin ligase complex
Molecular function (GO): protein binding
Source: RefSeq, a predicted model, not a curated record